Molecule: messenger RNA, 870 nt
Organism: Durio zibethinus
Lineage: Eukaryota; Viridiplantae; Streptophyta; Magnoliopsida; Malvales; Malvaceae
Source: RefSeq, a predicted model, not a curated record
AUGGCAUACCAUCCAUUGAUAAUUGUCUCUGGCAUUCUAGGUAACAUCCUCUCUUUCAUGGUGUACCUUGCGCCUCUGCCAACGUCUGUUCGGGUUUACAGAAAGAAAUCGACUGAAGGGUUUCAGUCGAUUCCAUAUGUUGUUGCACUAGUCAGCACAGUGCUUUGGAUAUACUAUGCCACACUAAAACCCAAUGCUUACCUUCUCAUGACCAUCAAUUCCAUUGGUUGCGUUGUGGAAACUAUCUACAUCAUUUUCUUCAUCAUUUACGCUCCAAAGAAAGCUAGGGUAUAUACUAAAUUUUGGACUUUGAAGCUGCUUCUGUUACUCAAUUUUGGAGGCCUUCUCUUGAUCCUUCUUCUUACACAUUUCUUCUCCAAAGGAACAACCCGAAUCCAUAUUGUUGGAUGGUUUUGUGUAGUAUCAUCAGCAGGUGUUUUUGCAGCGCCUUUGAGCAUAAUGAGGUUGGUCGUUCACACCAAAAGCGUGGAGUUCAUGCCAUUCAGUUUAUCAUUUUUCCUCACCUUGAGUGCCAUUAUGUGGUUGAUCUAUGGCCUCCUUCUAAAAGACUUCUAUAUAUCUCUCCCAAACACAGUGGGAGUUGUUUUAGGGAUGAUCCAAAUGGUACUAUACGUAGUCUACAAAAAGUACAAGAACAAUGUAAAAAAUGAGCAGAUCAAGCAACCGGCACAAGCACUUGUGAAUGGAAAGAACUUAGAACAGAUACAAGCUUCCAAUACCCACUCCUCGCUGCAAGUUUCCGGUAAUGUUGAAGUUGUCAGAGAUGAAAAUCAGCAUGACCCUCAAUUAGAACAUGAUGAUAAAAGCAUGGAAAGCACCAAUAAUCAAGCUGAACCCGAAUCCGAUUGA